Anopheles marshallii is the source of this 1338-nucleotide messenger RNA. Its product is annotated as isocitrate dehydrogenase [NADP], mitochondrial-like. The transcript has 5 exons. Gene Ontology annotation, molecular function: isocitrate dehydrogenase (NADP+) activity; NAD binding; magnesium ion binding. Gene Ontology annotation, biological process: isocitrate metabolic process. The record is from RefSeq and is a predicted model, not a curated record. NCBI's taxonomy places the organism in Eukaryota, Metazoa, Arthropoda, Insecta, Diptera, Culicidae. Bases 1 to 1338 code for a protein of 445 amino acids. Gene Ontology annotation, cellular component: mitochondrion.
AUGGCGCGACUUCUCGCACGCUUCUGCAAGACGCUUCCCGUCCAGGGUAACUCAACCCGAUCGGUUCUGCCUGCCAUCUCGAUGGUGCCAUCGCGCGCCCGUAGUACUGACACCCGCAUUCAGGCCGUAAAUCCUGUGGUCGAGAUGGAUGGCGACGAGAUGACGCGUAUCAUCUGGCAGUUCAUCAAGGAUAAGCUUAUCUUUCCUUAUGUGAAGGUCGAAGCACUUUACUACGAUCUUGGUCUUCCCUAUCGCGACCAGACGGACGAUCAGGUUACGAUCGAUGCAGCGCACGCCAUGUUGAAGCAUAAUGUCGGCAUCAAGUGCGCGACGAUCACGCCGGACGAGCAACGUGUGGAGGAGUUCAAGCUGAAGAAGAUGUGGCUCAGUCCGAACGGUACGAUCCGUAACAUUCUCGGCGGUACGGUGUUCCGUGAACCGAUCAUCUGCAGCAACAUCCCGCGCAUUGUGCCCGGCUGGACGAAACCGAUUGUGAUCGGCCGUCACGCGCACGGUGAUCAGUACAAGGCGCAGGAUUAUGUGGUGCGCAAACCGGGCACGGUGAAGAUGGUGUACGCGGGCGAUGAUGGCACGGUAGAGGAGAUCCUGCUGUAUAAGUACAAUGCACCCGGUGUGGCGCUGGCUAUGUACAACACGGACGAGUCGAUCACUGCCUUUGCCCACUCGUCAUUCCAAGUGGCACUUAGCAAACGCUGGCCGCUUUACCUGUCCACCAAGAACACGAUUCUCAAGCGUUACGAUGGUCGCUUCAAGGAUAUUUUCCAGGAGAUUUAUGAGAAAAACUACAAGAAGCAGUUUGAAGAUGCCAAGAUCUGGUACGAACACCGACUGAUCGAUGAUAUGGUAGCACAGGCACUUAAAUCUUCGGGUGAGUUUGUGUGGGCCUGCAAGAACUACGACGGGGACGUACAGUCGGAUAUCGUAGCGCAGGGAUACGGUUCGCUUGGCCUAAUGACAUCGGUGCUGGUGUGUCCGGAUGGAAAAACUCUCGAAUCGGAAGCCGCUCACGGAACCGUCACGCGUCACUACCGUGAACAUCAAAAGGGGCGUCCAACCUCCACCAAUCCGAUCGCCUCGAUCUUCGCAUGGACCCGCGGUUUGGAGCACCGUGCCAAGCUUGACAAUACGCCCGAUCUGGCCCGCUUUGCCCAAUCGCUCGAGAAAGCCUGUGUCGAUACGGUGGAAUCGGGCAAGAUGACCAAGGAUUUGGCACUCUGCAUUCACGGUUCGCGCAACCUCAAGGAUAGCAUGUACCUGAACACGCAGGACUUCCUGGAAGCUAUCUCGGAGCAGCUAGAACGUACGUGGAAGAAAUAA